AUGGACCCAAGUCCUCAAUUUCAAGCCGAUCAUGACUCAUUAACUCAGAUUUUGGAUUUAUUGAGUCCUGAAAUAGGCACUCUCGAAGAACAAAGACAGAAACAGCAAAGGCUUAAUGAGCUGUCUGAGAGCCUUGAAUUUUGUUGAUAUUUAGCCUUAAUAUUCGGAGAAGGAACUGAUCAAGACACCCUGAUUAGACAAAAAGCAGGACUCGCUUUGAAGUCUCAACUCGAUGCUUAUUUUUCACAGAUUAGUCCUGAAAUGAUCGAGUAUUGUAAAGGAAUGAUCAUAAAAGCAUACGAAAGCGAUGAAAAGGUCAUAUGCGAGACAGCAGGAAACGCUAUCUCCCUCAUCUUAUUCAGAGGCGGUCUAAAUAUUUGGCCUGACAUUAUCGAGUUCCUUACUACUAAGCUCAGUAGUGAUAAUGAUUCUAGCAUCUAUUCCGCUGCUAAAGCAAUUUGAUUUAUCAUUGAAGACUCUAGUAAAGCAUUUGAAGAACCGAAAUAUGCAGAGGAUCUAGAGAUGCUUCUUCCUGCUCUUUCAUCAAUUCUGAUGCAGCAGCCAGCCAAGGAUGACAAUAUCAGAAGUAUAGUUAUCCACACUAUAAAUAUGAUGAUUAUCAUGAACACAGAUGUGGUUUACAGGAAUACUGAGGGGUAUCUGAAAAUCUUACUUGACAUAAUCCAAGAGGAUUCAACCAAGCUUCGAACUAGAGCAGUUCAAGGUCUCACAAAUAUUCUUGAUUUCAGAAUGGAAUUGGCUCUGAGCCAUUAUGAAUCUCUCUUCGAGGUAAUGCUUGAGUGCCUCAAACUUAAAGACCAAGAAGUCGCCCUCGCUUCAGCUGAGUUUUGGUCAGGACUUGCUAUUAACAGGAUGGAGAAUGAUGAAGAUGACAAAAAGAGAAUCGAACUUAUUGAGAAAGUCCUUCCAAUACUCUCUCCAAUUCUUCUAGAAUGCUGAAGAUUUGCAGAGGCAGACAGAAUUGCCUCUUUGCCAUUCAAUAACGAAGAUGCUAAUGUUUACGAUGAGAAUUACUAUGAAGACCAAGAAGAUGAUGUUGAUGAAGAGGAAUAUAGCCAACUACAAGGCCUAUCUACACUCAGAAGAGCCUCAGCAUUCGCUUUUGAAAAGCUAGCGACUGUUUCUCCAGAUACUAUUUUCGAAAGCAUCAAGCCUUCUCUUGAGCAAUAUCUUCAGAACGAUGAUGAUCAGGAGGGGAGAGAAGCUUCUAUUGUAAUCUUAGGGGCGAUUUGUGAAGAGAAUGGACCAACAGUCCAACUAGAGCAGCAUCUUUCAACUCUUGUACCUUUAUUAUUCAACUUCUUAUCAUCUGAGCACUCAAAGAUAAAAAUCUCAACCACUUGGACACUCUCAAAAUUUUCAGACUGGAUCAGUAACAAUACUGCAGAAGAGGAAAUGACAGUAUAUGUAGAGAAACUUUGUGUAUUAAUGAAGGAUUCAGACCCAGAACUCUGAGAAUCAGCUUGCUGCUCUCUCAGUGACAUCCUCGAAUACGCUGGAGAAAAGCUGGCUCCUAGUAUUGGAAUCAUAGCAAUGACUUAUUCCCAAAUUUGAUCAACCUACUCUGGGAGAUGACUCAUGGCUUUGCUUGAUGUUGUGGGUCUCUUUGUUGAAAUAUUUGCAGAGCAGCUAAGAGAUCCUCAAGCAAUGGAGUUGAUAAUAACUCCCCUAAUUACAAAACUUAACGAGCUUUCUGAAAAUGAUAAGAUUUUAAUUCCAGUUCUCAAAUGAGUAAAGGAGGUUGUCAAAGUCUUUGGCAAUAUGCUAGACACAGCCUUUGUAGACAUCAUCCAGAAAUGUCUCAAAAUAAUUUCUCAGGUUACUAAUUGUCUCACAAUUGAGGGAAAUACUCAAGAAUAUGAUGUAAAUUUUGCAAUAGAAGCAUUCCCCCUUCUCACUGAAGUUUUCAAAAAUUGGGAGAAUAUCUCUUCAAUUGCAGAAAGUGAUUACUUCAGCAUAUUGACUAAGAUCCUAUCACUUAAUUGCUUAAAUCAAAAUUCAGGCCAGACAGAGAUUAACUCUUCAGGAAACAUAACUACAAGUUUUGGAAAAUUUGACUCAAGCAGGAUCAGCUACAAGCAAAAUUGCUUUUCCCACAUCAACUUCAGUCAUAAAUAUUUACCGAACGAAAUUCUUGAACCAUAUAUUGAAUCAAUUCUGAAAUCUCUAUGAGACUCUCUGAUGCUGUAUAACGAGAAUCCUGGAAACAAAAGAGAGCUCACCUCCAUUGCUAACAACGCUUGUCUAACAAUAGGAAAUAUUGCACUGAAAAUAAAGGCUGAUAUCAAAAUCUCCCUUAGCCCAGUUUACAAAGAGCUAAACAUUAUUCUUAACAACAAGACUUUGGACAAGGGGCUCGCUAAACAUUGUUGCUUUACCCUCGGAAAGCUUGGGCUGGUAGAUCCAAAAUCGUCUACAGAGUACCUCCAAAGUUUCAUCAAACCAUGGUGUAUCUGAAUGAGGUAUUUGCCAGCAAAUGUCGAAAAGUACCAAAGCUUCACUGGGAUCUGAGAAAUAAUUAAAAAUAACCCUAAAGCAAUCAUCGAAACAUUUGACUUCAUCUGUGAAGCUAUCUAUGAGUACCCAGACGCACCUGAAGAUCUCCAGCGCACCUUCAAAAUAAUUCUCCAGAGCUUUAAAGAUAACUCAGGGGAAAGUUGGGUUCAAUUUUAUUGAGCUCUUCCUCAAGAAAUGCAACAGAAGUUGUCUGAGAAAUAUGAAAUAUAAAGAUUCAGCAAUAAUUA
Moneuplotes crassus is the source of this 2765-nucleotide messenger RNA. Lineage: Eukaryota; Ciliophora; Spirotrichea; Euplotida; Euplotidae. The record is from the annotation of a GenBank genome assembly.